AGGACAAAGAAAGAAAGCAAUAUUCGAUCGUACUAUUGAAUUAUUACAAAUCACGUAUAAUAGUGAUUUACCACAUGAAUAUCAAGCGAUAGAGGAAAGUGAUGAGGAUGAAGCCGAAGAGUAUACUGAAAGUACCGAAGCUGGAAAUGAAACGACCGAAUUAGUCGUAUCACAGCCAAGAGAAAUCGAU
Messenger RNA from Paraglomus brasilianum, 190 nucleotides. NCBI's taxonomy places the organism in Eukaryota, Fungi, Glomeromycota, Glomeromycetes, Paraglomerales, Paraglomeraceae. The record is from the annotation of a GenBank genome assembly.